GAGCCGGGCGGUGCCGGGCCGGCCGGGUCAGGGCAGGCGCGGGGGAGGGUCGGCGCCUGAGUCGGCGGUGCCGGGAACAGGCGCUCGGGGCAGCCCGCGCCUCGCUGAGGUCCCCGCCCCGUCCCGGCCGGGCCGGCUAGCCUGUCAGUCACUGGGGCGGAGGCAGCGGCGGUAGCGGGGCCGGAGCCGGGCGGUGAGAAGAGUGAGGGCCGGGCCCAGCGGAGGGGAUCUGCCACCGCCCCUCAACAUUACGGACUCUUCGCCCCAGAGUGUCGAUGCUGCACCCCCGCGCUUCGUUGGAACGCCUUCCGUAACCCGCCAAGGGCUCUCUCUCUCUCGUGACCUCCCACCCCAGUGACCUCCUCGUAGGACCCGGGAGCGCACUCCGACGAGGGUGUUGUGGGUACAGGCCAUCGACCCUGUGACCUCUCACGGGCUGGGGCUCGGUUUCCCCCACAGGCCUCCCUCCCCUAUGAUUUCCUCCUCGUAGAUUCUGGAAACAGAGCCGUGACCUACCACUGGGACCCCCGCCUGAGAACUCCUCCCUGAGGGCUCCCCCUCGGCACCCCACUCAGUGGAUCUCCUCCUAAGACCACCCCUUUUGGUUUCUGGCCAGCCCCCUCCCCCCCAGUCGAGGUGGGGAGGCCCCGGCAGCCAUGCCCAUCCUGGGUCCCCUGUCACCACACCACUCCCUGGGCCCUCAAGCCGGGGUCUAGCCAGGGGGCCGGCAGCCAAGGGGCUGGGGCAGGAGUCAGGUCAGGGUUCCCCUCCCUGCUGGGGAGGAGCCGAGAUGGACCGGCGGGAGGAGCAGCCAGGGGCUGCAGGGGCUGGAGCAGCACCAGCCUUGGACUUCACUGUGGAGAACGUGGAGAAGGAUCCAGAGUGGCCAGCACCUGCUCAAUCCUGUGCUGUCCUGCAGGCGCUGCACCAGCUCUACUACGACCCCAACAUUGAGAACAAGAACCUGGCUCAGAAGUGGCUGAUGCAGGCCCAGGUCUCCCCACAGGCCUGGCACUUCAGCUGGCAGUUACUACAGCCUGACAAGGUGCCUGAGAUCCAGUACUUUGGGGCCAGUGCCCUGCACAUCAAGAUCUCUCGCUACUGGAGUGACAUCCCCACUGACCAAUAUGAAAGUCUAAAGGCGCAGCUCUUCACUCAGAUCACUCGCUUUGCCAGUGGUUCCAAGAUUGUGCUGACUCGGCUGUGUGUGGCGCUGGCCUCGUUAGCUCUCAGCAUGAUGCCUGACGCUUGGCCUUGUGCUGUGGCAGAUAUGGUACGACUCUUCCAGGCUGAAGACUCACCGGUGGAUGGCCAGGGUCGCUGCCUGGCUCUGCUGGAGCUGCUGACAGUGCUGCCUGAGGAAUUUCAGACCAGCCGCCUGCCCCAGUAUCGCAAAGGCCUGGUGCGGGCCAGCCUGGCCGUGGAGUGUGGGGCUGUCUUCCCAUUGCUGGAGCAGCUGCUGCAGCAGCCCAGCUCACCCAGCUGUGUGCGUCAAAAGGUACUCAAGUGCUUUUCCAGCUGGGUGCAGCUGGAGGUGCCGUUGCAGGACUGUGAGGCUCUCAUUCAGGCCGCCUUCGCUGCUCUGCAGGACUCAGAGCUCUUCGACAGCAGUGUGGAGGCCAUUGUCAAUGCCAUCUCACAGCCUGAUGCCCAGAGGUAUGUGAACACACUCCUGAAACUCAUCCCACUGGUGCUGGGACUGCAGGAGCAACUGCGACAGGCAGUGCAGAAUGGGGACAUGGAGACCUCCCAUGGCAUCUGUCGCAUUGCUGUGGCCCUGGGCGAGAACCACUCUCGGGCCUUGCUUGACCAAGUGGAGCACUGGCAGAGCUUCCUGGCCCUUGUCAACAUGAUCAUGUUCUGCACGGGUAUCCCUGGCCACUAUCCUGUCAAUGAGACCACCAGCUCCCUGACACUCACCUUCUGGUAUACACUGCAGGAUGACAUUCUGUCCUUUGAGGCAGAGAAGCAGGCUGUGUACCAGCAAGUGUACAGGCCAGUCUACUUCCAGCUGGUGGACGUGCUUCUGCACAAGGCCCAGUUCCCUCCUGAUGAGGAAUAUGGAUUCUGGUCCUCAGAUGAGAAGGAGCAGUUCCGAAUUUACAGGGUGGACAUCUCAGACACGCUCAUGUAUGUUUAUGAAAUGCUGGGGGCCGAGCUGCUCAGCAACCUCUAUGACAAGCUGGGCCGUUUGCUCACCAGCUCAGAGGAGCCCUACUCCUGGCAGCACACAGAAGCCCUGCUCUACGGCUUCCAAUCCAUCGCAGAGACCAUUGAUGUCAACUAUUCUGAUGUGGUGCCUGGGCUCAUUGGCCUCAUCCCACGGAUCAGCAUCAGCAACGUGCAGCUGGCGGAUACCGUCAUGUUCACCAUUGGAGCUCUGUCUGAAUGGCUGGCUGACCACCCCGUCAUGAUCAACAGCGUUCUUCCCCUUGUACUGCACGCCCUAGGCAAUCCUGAGCUCUCUGUCUCUUCUGUGUCCACCCUCAAAAAGAUCUGCCGAGAAUGCAAGUAUGACCUGCCACCCUAUGCUGCCAACAUCGUGGCAGUCUCCCAGGAUGUGCUAAUGAAACAGAUCCACAAGACAAGUCAGUGCAUGUGGCUGAUGCAGGCAUUGGGCUUCCUGCUGUCAGCCCUGCAGGUGGAGGAGAUCCUUAAGAACCUGCACUCGCUCAUCUCGCCCUAUAUCCAGCAGCUGGAGAAGCUGGCAGAGGAGAUACCUAAUCCCUCCAACAAGCUGGCCAUUGUCCACAUCUUGGGGCUUCUCUCCAACCUCUUCACCACGCUGGAUGUCAGUCAUCAUGAGGAUGAUCAUGAAGGCUCUGAGCUCCGGAAGCUGCCAGUGCCGCAGGGACCCAACCCCGUGGUAGUGGUGCUGCAGCAGGUCUUCCAGCUUAUCCAGAAGGUGCUGAGCAAAUGGCUGAAUGAUGCCCAGGUGGUGGAGAUACAUGGAAUCCUCUGGGAAGGCAUUCAGAACUUCCCAGUAUCACAAGAAAUGCUCAACCAGAGGACUAUGAUGUGGCUGAGUGACAGUCAGGGAUCCACUUUCGCAUCAGAGACCUGCCUUUGGUCUCUUUUUAACUCAGGAUUUUGUUGCUGUUGCUGCUCCCUGAGAGGAAAGAGUGGAGAUGCGGUGUGCGCUAUUUUCGAGAAGUCUGUUAAGACGCUAUUAGAUGACUUUGCCCCCAUGGUGCCACAGCUGUGUGAGAUGCUGGGUCAGAUGUACAGCACCAUCCCCCAGGCCUCUGCUCUUGACCUCACUCGACAGCUGGUCCACAUCUUUGCCCACGAGCCUGCCCACUUUCCCCCAAUCGAGGCCCUCUUCCUGCUCGUCACCUCCGUCACACUCACUCUCUUCCAGCAAGGGCCCAGGGAUCAUCCUGAUAUUGUUGAUUCAUUUAUGCAACUCCUGGCACAGUUGAAUAGAGUUUCUUCAUCUGUUUCCGUGGAAGUUGACAACCCAACAUCCUCCUUUAGUGCCCCUUUGCCUCAGCUAGCUCAGUCUUCUACAAAGACCAGGGAGAGGCUGACCCCGAAGGGAGGCAGUGGGCUGGCCUGGUGGGGGUUGGGAAGGGAGGGGGUGGUCACUGUGCCCAGCAGCUCCUGUGCGGCUGGGGUGCCCAAGAAGUUCAGGGGUAGAACUGAAGUUCAAGGGCCUGGGGUUCAUUGUCCCCGUGCUCCUGCCGGGAACUGCCUGCCUCAGUGCCCCCAGCCUACUCUUGAGAGGUAGGCUCCGAAGGGAGGGGCUGAGAUGAAUGUGCCUCCAUGGAGCCCAGAGCCCAGAGCCGGGCUGCCGGACAGGUUGUGCUGCUUCUGGGAGGUGGGGUGCUGGCUCCAUGUGAGACUGUGUUAGGUUGUAUGUGUGUAUAAGUGUGUCGGAACUUCGUAUGUUUUGAGUUUGGUUUGGUGAGAACAGAAAUCAUGUAACUGCUGUAAGUAGUAUGAGUAUUAUGUUGGAUUUGUAGUUGACAUGUGGAUAUGUGUGUUGGUGUGUGUUUUAUGUUGAUGUGUGUUAGGCAUUGAUGGAUUUUGAAUGUUGAUAUGUGUUGGAGGCAUGUGCGUGUUGGGCUGUGGGAAUGUGUAUUAUGGAGGAUAGGUAUAUAUGUUGUGGUAUCGGUAGGUCUGUAUUAGGGUAUGUGUGUUUUGGAAAAGGUAUGGGUUGGGCUGUGGGAACGUGAGGUCAGCAUAUGGGAGUUCUGUGUGUUAGGGGGCUUCUGCAGGUUGGGGGGGUCCUGUGGGUAAAGGUAAAUAAUGUGGGGGUUUUUAUUAAUCAUUCCACAAAUAUUUAUUGUGUAAUACAUGCUUGAUACUCUGCUAGGUGCUGAGGCUAUAAUGGUGCGCAAAAGCGGCACGGUUCU
Molecule: messenger RNA, 4358 nt
Organism: Myotis daubentonii (Daubenton's bat)
Lineage: Eukaryota; Metazoa; Chordata; Mammalia; Chiroptera; Vespertilionidae
Gene: IPO13
Product: importin 13
Biological process (GO): protein import into nucleus
Cellular component (GO): cytoplasm
Molecular function (GO): small GTPase binding
Source: RefSeq, a predicted model, not a curated record